AUGGCACAAGCAACAAAGACAGUCGCUUUCUUCGGCGCCACAGGUGGCACUGCACUCGCAGCUCUCGAGCUGUCCCUCCGAGCAGGCUACCAGUGCUCUGCCAUCGUCCGCUCAGCCGAGAAACUCAAAGAAAUGCUCUCAAAUGAUACUCCAACAGCCAAUCUCCGCAUCGUUCAAGGAGACGCUCUGCAACCGGAACCUGUUCGCGAAGUCCUUGUUGACCCCUCCACAGGAACAGUUGUGGACACUAUCAUAUAUGGUCUUGGCGGGCGCCCCACUAGCCUCAACCCUCUCACCGCAAAAUUCCUUUUCCCACAUAUCUGCGAAGAUACCACAAAGGUUAUCUUAUCAGUCCUUGAAUCUUUCCGGCCCGCGACAUCACCACUCAUCUGUUCCGUAUCAACGACUGGUGUGAGCGGAUCGAACGAUGUUCCAUUCUUCUAUGGUCCUUUCUACCACUGGAUGCUCAAGACCCCCCAUGACGACAAGGGUAAAAUGGAAGAGUUGGUUAAAGGUGGUGGCACAAACGGCACAUUCCGAGACUGGAUCCUUAUUCGCCCAACAUUACUUUCAGACGGGGAAGCAACACAUGGACAAAUCAAAGCCGGAUAUGAAGGAAUGGAAAAAACCAAAGAUUUUGGAGGACAAUUAAGCCUCGCUAAUGGUGGAAGCGGUUGGAGGAGCGUGAAUGGUAAUGCUAUCGGGUAUAUGAUUUCACGAAAGGACGUCGGCGCGUUCAUAUUUGAAGAGGUGGUUGUUAACGGCGGCAGCAGGUUUAGCCGGAAAACGGUUACCUUGAGCCACUGGUAA
This is a messenger RNA of Orbilia oligospora ATCC 24927, 810 nucleotides long. RefSeq lists its product as uncharacterized. Bases 1 to 810 code for a protein of 269 amino acids. Lineage: Eukaryota; Fungi; Ascomycota; Orbiliomycetes; Orbiliales; Orbiliaceae. The transcript has 2 exons. The record is from RefSeq and is a predicted model, not a curated record.